Molecule: messenger RNA, 875 nt
Organism: Phragmites australis (common reed)
Lineage: Eukaryota; Viridiplantae; Streptophyta; Magnoliopsida; Poales; Poaceae
Product: ubiquitin-conjugating enzyme E2 variant 1C-like
Exons: 5
Coding region: 271-756 (161 amino acids)
Biological process (GO): DNA damage tolerance; protein K63-linked ubiquitination
Cellular component (GO): nucleus
Source: RefSeq, a predicted model, not a curated record
CCCUUUUGUGCUGUCCUUCCUUGUGAGGGACCCUGUCCAGCUGUAAUCCUUUUUUUCCUUUCUAGAGCACUUCAGUUCCCUUCCUCCCAUGCUCUCCCUUCUUCCCCUCUCUUCGAAGGCGACCUCACGCGGGGCUUCGAAUAUUCGUUCUCCUCCCGGCUCAGUUUAGUACCAAUCAUCACCGCCGCUUCCAGUACGCAUCCUUCUCUUCUCCCGGGACAAGAAAUUGCAGGGCAGCACUUGAAGCUGGAGGAAGCGGAGGGGUUCGCCAUGGGGUCCGAGGAGUCGUCGGCUGGGGUCGUCGUUCCCAGAAACUUUAGACUGCUAGAAGAGCUUGAGCGAGGUGAAAAAGGCAUUGGUGAUGGAACGGUGAGCUAUGGGAUGGAUGACACUGAUGACAUAUAUAUGCGGUCCUGGACAGGAACUAUAAUUGGUCCUCCCAAUACUGUUCACGAGGGAAAAAUCUAUCAAUUGAAGCUGUUCUGUGAUACAGAUUAUCCAGAUAAACCACCGGCUGUUCGAUUUCAGUCUCGAAUCAAUAUGACAUGUGUGAAUCGAGAAACUGGAUUGGUUGAACCAGGUCUGUUUCCCAUGCUUGGGAAUUGGCAAAGGGAGCAUACAAUGGAGGACAUCCUAACAAGCUUAAAAAAGGAGAUGUCAGCUCCUCAGAAUCGCAGGCUGCACCAGCCUCAUGAAGGUAACGAAGACCAAAGAGUUGAUCAGAAAGGGCUCUCUCUUAGAUGUGUCAUCAUGUAAGAGAAACCCAGGGAAACCCUGUAAUUUGUCGGCAUUCGAUCCUAACUGCGCCCUUGUCACAAUAAAACGUUGAUAACUUUGUUAAAUCCUGUCUUUGCUGAUUCACAGAGGCAUCUCUA